GACGGUCUGUUGUUAGUGAACGCCGAGGAGCGAAGAGAGUCCGAGCUGUCAGGAUGUGUGGGUUGUUUAUAACCACAUGACAGCGCGCUCUUCAGGUCCAUCUCUGUCGAGCAGGUCUGUCCUCCCUUUUUCCGAGUAACUUGCCUAACUUACUUGUCUCUCUUUUUGUUAUUUUCCAAAUCCAACAACCAUGUCUUUCUUUACCAAAUCCCUCCUUUCCGUUCUCUCUUUAUCUGCGGCGCUCAUUCAGCCCGCCACUGCUAGAAUUGGGGGAUACGAGGGGUGCUUCAACAGCGUUGCCAAUUAUACUCAGACCGGCUCUUACAUCUACCAGAGCGAUGGAUACUGUGUGUCCACCUGCAAGGGAAAGGGCCUGGCAAUUGCUGCCACUCAGGGACAACUCUGUGCCUGCGGCCAGGGUGUUCCUCCAGCAGCGUUGAAAGUCGCCGAUACGCAGUGUGGCAAUACAUGCCCGGGUUACCCGUACGAAAACUGUGGUGGAGACAAUGCCUGGUCCUUGUACAGUGUGGCCCAGUACAACCCCUACGCCGGCGUGAGCGUUGCUCCAGCAGUUAUCACAAGUGCUGCUUCUGCAACUCAAAUUACUCUCCCCAGCUCGACCCCGACGAGUUUCGCCGUUCAAUCGAGCCCUGCCUCUUCUAGCCAGCCAACUGAGAUCGUCAAGAAGCCAACAAUUCAGACCGCUCAGGCCAACGCGACGAAUUCCGCGUCCAACGGGCUUGGUCUCGCGUCCCCUGCCCACGCAAUUGCUGCUUCUAUCUUGACUUUCACGGCAGCUGUUAUUCCGUUCGUUCUCUACAUCUAGAGAAGUCAUGGACCAUAGGUGUCCGCUCUAAUUCUAUGUCCGCGGGACGGAAUUUUCGCAUACCCAUCCAUUCGUCAGCUGUGACCAGUCAAUAGUCCAGAAAGCUUUUCUAUUUUUGACUUUUCAAUUCCUCGUCAUUUUCAGGCGAUGCCCAGUCCUGCAAAACAAAAGUAUUAAGAGCUCCUUAUUCCCCGCGAGACUUUCCAGCAGGGGAGACAAAUGAUACCCCGUAAUUCGUCAGUGUAUUAAUCGAUCUGCCUUUUCAAGCCUAAAGCCUACCAAACUUGCAACUUGGUAGCCGAGUUUCUGUGUACCACUCGGUCA
Paecilomyces variotii is the source of this 1150-nucleotide messenger RNA. RefSeq lists its product as hypothetical. Bases 191 to 826 code for a protein of 211 amino acids. The record is from RefSeq and is a predicted model, not a curated record. NCBI's taxonomy places the organism in Eukaryota, Fungi, Ascomycota, Eurotiomycetes, Eurotiales, Thermoascaceae. The transcript has 2 exons.